AUGGUAGACGCCCAAGCCAUCCGUGGUCGCCUUGGCCAGGUCACCCAAUCAUCCCGCACCGUCAUGCGCUGUCUCAACAGUGGCCGUGACUCUCAGGAAUCAUCUCAGCGGGCCAUUGCACUCCUGACAGAUAUUCUGGAUAUCCACUAUCGCCUCAGGGACCAGAUUAGCUGGGGAGAUGAGAAGUGGCACGUCGACCCGGCUCGGCUGGAAAGUCUACAGGAGUUGCUCGCGUGGUUCGAGUCGACCAUGAAAUCAAUCGAGUUGUAUUUCCAACCGGGCGGGGUGGGGGUGUGCUUUUUUCGUCGGAAUCUACUGGACAGGACGUAUAUUCCGCGGCUGGAGCAGUUCAAGGUCCUGUUUCUCCUUUCCAUGCAGGCCGAUUCCAGGGAGAGAUCCUUUCUCGACGAGGAGAUCCGGGAAGGUCUUAAGGCCUGUCGAGAAGUAGACUCUGCUUGGACAGAGCCCGAGGUCGACCUGAAAUUUGAAGAGAAAGUACUGGGCCUCACCAGUCAACUAUGCUCGGAACAGUUCAUCGCCCUUGCAGACUUCUGUAACAGACGCCUUCAGGGGACCUGCCAGUGGAUCUUCGACGACGGGCAAUACAGACGAUGGCUGCUCGGUUCAUUCAAAACUCUCUAUUUCGCUGGUCCUCCUGGAGCGGGUAAGACCUUUCUUGCAUCCACGGUGAUCGACCGUUUGCAAAGAACAUUCACGACCCCUGAUGUUGCAACCGUGUAUAUCUUUUGUCAAGAUGAAAAGCAAAAGGAGCAGACAUCUACAGACAUUCUUCGGAACAUCCUAGCCCAGCUUGUGUACCGCAAGCGAAGUGUCUCCUACACCACUUCUGCUCUAUACCAUUCGGAGGCCACAUCAAAGGGGAGGGCGUCGCCCAAAUCCUACCAGAAUGCGAUCAGAGCGGAAGUCAAUCGGUUCUCGAAGGUUUACCUAAUCAUUGAUGGGCUUGAUAUGUUCUCUGACAAAGAGCGCAUCAUCAGUCGUCUUCAGAAGCUUCCGGAGCAAGCACAGCUUCUCGUGACAUUGCGUGAAGUCACUCAAGUUGGGAAUGCUUCCUAUGUGAACGUUCUGGCCGCGCCGGAGGAUUUGCAUCUGUAUACAUUUGCCCGCAUCCAACUUGAUCCAGAGAUGAAGGAGCUCUUGAGCAAUGGAUCGGGUCCUUUGCUUCAGAAGGAGGUAAUCCGCACAGUAAUGGAGAAGAGCUACGGCGUAUUCCUUCUAGCCAAGAUACACAUGGAUUUGCUCGCCCGAUAUACGGACAGAAACCUUCUGGAAAGAGCCCUCGUCCAUCUUCCAGUAAGCUUGAGUGAAGCAUAUGGCGAGGCAAUGAAACAGGUAGUCAGUGCGAGCCCGCUGGCCGCUCGCUACGUCUAUUGGACUCUAUACGCCUUUCGGCCUCUGUCGGUCGCGGAGCUGAAGCAUGCGACCAAGGGCUCUGCCAGCGAGAGUGACAGUCAGGUCCAGACUUUUGAACAGUCUUUACAAACACAGACUGCCGGAAUUCUGACUGUCGAUGCGGGGACUGGAACCGUUCGCUUCGUCCACAAGACCGCCAAAGAAUAUCUGAAUGGGACGGCAGCGAGGGUCUUCUUUCCGACCGCUCAGAAAGAUAUCGCCGAGGUCUGCCUGACCGCUAUAACUCCCGAUGAAGUUGUUGACGAAUGCUAUCAAAACAGUGGAACGACCCCUAGAAUCACAAGCGGUGGUUUCCUUAACUACGCGGCUACGUAUUGGGGCUACCAUGCGAAGGCAGUCUCGGAAGACGAGCAAACAAUUCAGGUUUUGAUCAAGACGUUCUUGAACAAGCUUCUAUGGAGACGACCUCCUCUCCAGGUGUCGAUUGACACACAGACAAUCCCCACAGAGCUAGGCUUAGGGAAGUACCCUCCAAGCUGGAGUGCGAUUCACUUUCUCGCUUUCUUUGGGAUUGUCAGCAAAUCGAAGCGUCUGCUUGUUCAGGGCGCAGACAUCAACGCACACGAUAAUACGCUGAAGAUCACCCCAUUACACUGUGCAGCCUAUCGUGGCAACGAUGAUAUGGCAGAGUUUUUGCUGGACAGUGGUGCCGAUGGCAAUGCGGUUGCGAGAAAUGGCAAUACAGCCUUGCACCUGGCCACGCAGUACGGCCAACGAAAAGUCAUGAAGCUGUUGCUCGCUCGACGAGUGAAUACGCAAAUUGCCAACCAGGAUGGGUCAACCGGUCUCCAGCUUGCUGUGGGCACAGAAUCCGAUGAGGCAACUAUCCCGUUGCUGGUGAAGAACAAGGUAGAUGUCAACGUCCGAAACAUCAAAACCGGAAAUACGGCGCUGCAUAUGGCUGUUGAGGCGCGACGGCCGCGCAUCAUUCUGUUCCUCCUGGAUAGAGGCGCCACCAUUGACAUGACCAAUGAAGACGGCCUAACGCCUCUUCAGAUGGCAGCAAAAACCAACAAUUGCGAGGCCAUUUCUCUGCUGCUUCAACGGUGCGCAAAGGUCGAGGCUCGAUCCCUGUCUGGUUUCACGGCUUUGCAACUUGCAGUGCAUGAGAAUCACUGGAUAGCCUUCGACUUGUUGCUCAUCGGCGGUGCAAAUAUCAAUGCAUGGAGUAAGAACGGAGAGACUCUACUCCACGAGCAAGCAAAGAAAGCCUGCGGUAUUGCAGUUGCCUCGAAGCUCCUCGAACAAGGUGCCAAUAUUGAGGCUCGCAACUCGCGAGGAUAUACCCCCUUGCAGGUCGCCGCCUUGGAAGGGAACAGAGAAAUGGUCAUGUUUCUUUUCGGUCGCGGGGCGAAACUUGACGUCGAAACCGCAAAGGGAGAAUCUCUGCUUCAUAUUACACCCCCUGUCGACGAGGACUACCUUGAGAUUCUCAGUUUGUGCUUGCACUAUGAGCUAGACGUGACUGCCGUCUCCAGUCAAGGAUGGAUGCCUCUCCAUCAGGUCGUUUACGUGGGCACGGGUGCUCUCGACCUGUCAUAUGACAAGACUGAGGACUAUGUCCGCUUUCUUGUAGGACAAGGCGCGGACAUCAACGCACGCGCCGUUUCAGCCACUGCCGAGACACCACUACAUCUAGCUGCCAUGGCCGUGGUUCCUAGGGCGUCCUUGAUCACGCUGCUUGUGAGCCUAGGCGCCGAAAUCAAUGCCUUGACUACGGACGGGAAAUCGGCCCUUCAUUUGGCUGCCGAGCGAGGUCGGGAGUCUAUCUUCCGGGCCCUACUUGAAGCUGGCGCCGAUAUUUCCCUGGAGGCUCCGGAUAGUGCAAAACCCGACAAUGGCAGUGGACCUGGUGUUGGCAGCACCGCAUUGGAUCUUGCCCGCAAGAACCCUCUUGGGAGUCUAUGGUUUGAUGAGGAUGGCGAGCUACGUCCAGCCUCGAGCAGAUCGCGACGAGACAGUGUAGGAAGUGUAGACAGCAUUGGAACUGAUAUUGAGGAUUUGCAUCAUGACGGGUCCGACAAUGACACCGGGGGGUCAACACUGGUUGGAAGUGAGCAGCCUGCCCUCGAAAUCACGUCCUCGAACGACCGUCUGCUCCACCGAACCCAAUCGACCUCGACGAGCGACCAAGCUACGCGAUCGCUUUCCAUCACGCAAGCCAUGAUCUGUUCCUCAAAGGGGAUUUAA
Aspergillus melleus is the source of this 3624-nucleotide messenger RNA. Its product is annotated as NACHT and Ankyrin domain protein. The transcript is spliced from 7 exons. The record is from RefSeq and is a predicted model, not a curated record. Lineage: Eukaryota; Fungi; Ascomycota; Eurotiomycetes; Eurotiales; Aspergillaceae. Gene Ontology annotation, molecular function: ATP hydrolysis activity; protein binding. Bases 1 to 3624 code for a protein of 1207 amino acids.